Messenger RNA from Coffea arabica (coffee), 2758 nucleotides. RefSeq names its product prolycopene isomerase, chloroplastic. Lineage: Eukaryota; Viridiplantae; Streptophyta; Magnoliopsida; Gentianales; Rubiaceae. Gene Ontology annotation, molecular function: carotenoid isomerase activity; oxidoreductase activity. Gene Ontology annotation, biological process: carotenoid biosynthetic process. The record is from RefSeq and is a predicted model, not a curated record.
GGAAGGCUGAGAUAAAGCGCUACGAAAUUCUACGCCCCCUUGCGACUUCAGCUGAACUGAGGAAGUGCACCACCCAAGUGAGAGACCUACGCAACGGAAGCGGCAAUUUACCGUGGAAAAGGGAUAGAGCAUGUUAACUGCCAACUGAAAUCAGACAUCUAGAAUUUCUGGACAAAUAUUAUCCCACUCAAAUUUUUCGUCCCAUCUACUCUCCCUGAUGAGGAAUCAUCAAUCAGAAUCACGAGCAUGUUAAUCCAUUCUCAGAUUUCCCCUAUAUUCCCAGCAGAUACUACAAAAUUCCCACCAACUUAUAGUUACUAGACUUUCUCAUCACUUCAAAACCUAUCCACUGCUCUUCCCCUCCACCCUCAGAACAUUUCCCUGUUCUUUUCCCAACAAGAAUCACUGCAUUUUUUCCCCUUUUCCCUAUACAUAUUGUCUAAUUCCCAGAAAUCAAGAACUCAGUUUCAUGGCAACCUCUGCUUUAAAUCCCCUAUCUUUCAAUACUGCGGCUAAACGAUCUUCAUGGCCCACAAGCAAAAAGUUCAAAUCUUUAUUAUUUAGCCCCGAUGGAAUUCCCGUUAUCAUGAGCUGCAAAAUGGGUAUCUUGAAUUCUGGGUUCUACAGUUCUUUGCUGCCUUCCAGUAGCUGCAAGAUGAUACCUUUAAGCAGUUUCAAUCACAGACUUCGUCAAUACCCGCUGGGACUUGGCACUUCUGGUAGUCACCAGAGUGGUCAAUUUGAUUUAUCAGGCGUUUCGAAGGGUGGAAAGGGAAAGAGACGGAGCUUUGUCUAUGUGAAAUCACUGGUGGAUGUGGAUAAGGUGGCGGAGAGCAGUGGAAGUUUUGUAGGAUUUGAAGGAAGUAGGACCUAUGAUGCCAUUGUUAUUGGCUCAGGGAUUGGUGGACUUGUGGCAGCUACUCAGCUGGCUGUAAAAGGAGCCAAAGUUUUGGUCUUGGAGAAGUAUGUAAUCCCUGGAGGAAGCUCAGGAUUUUAUGAAAGGGAUGGCUACAAAUUUGAUGUGGGAUCAUCAGUAAUGUUUGGUUUCAGCGAUAAGGGAAAUCUGAAUUUGAUAACUCAGGCAUUGGCAGCAGUAGGAUGCAAGAUAGAUGUGAUACCUGACCCAACUACAGUUCACUUUCACCUACCUGAUGAUCUCUCUGUCCAAGUACAUAGAGAAUACAGUGAUUUUGUUGCAGAAAUCGUGCAUAAAUUUCCACAUGAAAAGGAAGGGAUUCUUAACUUUUAUGGUGAAUGCUGGAAGAUCUUUAAUUCCCUGGACUCAUUGGAGUUAAAAUCACUUGAGGAGCCAAUUUAUCUUUUUGGGCAGUUUUUCAAGAAGCCUAUUGAGUGCUUGACUCUUGCCUACUAUUUGCCCCAGAAUGCUGGUGACAUAGCUCGAAAGUUCAUUAAGGAUCCACAGUUGCUAUCCUUUAUAGAUGCAGAGUGUUUUAUAGUAAGCACAGUUAACGCUUUACAGACACCAAUGAUCAAUGCAAGCAUGGUUUUAUGUGACAGGCAUUUUGGAGGUAUUAACUACCCUGUUGGUGGGGUUGGUGAAAUUGCCAAGUCCUUGGCAAAAGGCCUGGUUAAGAAGGGCAGCGAGAUACUUUACAAGGCAAAUGUGACAAACAUUAUAGUUAACAAUGGAAAAGCUGUGGGUGUGAAGUUGUCAGAUGGAAGGAAGUUUUAUGCUAGAACUAUCAUAUCAAAUGCUACUAGAUGGGAUACAUUUGGAAAGCUAUUAGAAAAGAAAAACCUGCCUAAAGAGGAAGAAAAUUUUCAGAAAGCAUAUGUUAAAGCUCCAUCUUUUCUUUCUAUUCACGUGGGAAUUAAAGCUGAGAUUUUGCCACCAGAUACAGAUUGCCACCACUUUGUCCUUGAGGAUGACUGGAAAAAUUUAGAAAACUCAUAUGGAAGUAUAUUUUUGAGUAUUCCCACGGUACUGGAUUCGUCAUUAGCUCCAGAAGGACGCCAUAUUCUUCACAUAUUUACAACUUCUUCCAUAGAGGACUGGGAGGGACUGUCUAGAAAGGACUAUGAGGCAAAGAAGGAGCUUGUAGCAGACAAAAUCAUAACGAGACUUGAAAAGAAACUCUUUCCAGGCCUGAAGUCAGCAAUUGUUUUUAAGGAGGUUGGGACACCAAAGACACACCGACGGUACUUGGCUCGUGAUAGUGGUACUUACGGCCCAAUGCCACGUAAUACUCCUAAGGGCCUAUUGGGAAUGCCAUUCAACACGACAGGUAUCGAUGGUCUAUACUGUGUUGGAGAUAGUUGCUUUCCAGGACAAGGUGUUAUAGCGGUUGCCUUCUCAGGAGUUAUGUGCGCUCAUCGGGUAGGUGCUGACCUAGGGCUUGAGAGGAAAUCCCCCGUACUGGAUGCUGCCCUCCUACGAUUACUUGGUUGGUUGAGGACGUUAGCAUGAGAAUGUUUUUGAGUAAAGAACAAGGGAAAGUCAUUAAUUUGGCUGAAAGUAGUAUCAGUUGAGUUUGAAUGUCAUGACUAAACACCCAAAUUUGAUGGGAAUAUAUCUGGUUAUAGACACCCUCUCUCAUAUAUGCAAUGUUGUCCAGUUGGAAUCAAACUCAUAGGCACUUCAUUGCUGGAGUAGUGCUUAUCUAGCUUUCAGAAAACCAAUGAUUCUUAGUUGAAUUGUGAAUACAAUGGCAUUCAGAUUUAAUUGCAAAUGCCAUUGUGUAUAUGACUAUUUAAAUUUUUAUGCAGCAUCAAUCAUAAUAAUAAUCUUUGGUGUGGA